AUCAGCAGGUUAGCCAUGCCACCAUUUGGUCCUGCUCUUUUGAUCCUUCUCUACUUCACUUCGCUUGCCACUUCAUGCACCGAGCAGGAGAGGAGCUCCUUGCUCCAGUUCAACACUGAGCUCUCCUAUGACAGUGGCCUCAGCAGUUCAUGGGAGAAUACCAAAGAUUGCUGCAAAUGGGAAGGAAUCACUUGCAGUUCAGAUAUGACUGUCACCGAUGUCUUCCUAACUUCUAGGAGCCUUCAGGGGCACAUCUCAGUGUCCCUUGGCAACCUUACCAGCCUGCUGCACCUGAAUCUAUCCCACAAUUUCUUAUCCGGGAGCCUACCAAUGGAGCUGGUGUCCUCCAAAAGCAUUGUUGUCCUAGAUGUCAGCUUCAACCAACUCAAUGGAGAUCUGCAGGAGCUACAAUCUUUAGCCCCUGUGUCCUUUUUGCAGGUAUUGAACAUCUCAAGCAACUUGUUUACUGGGAGGUUUCCAUCCACUACAUGGGAGGUGAUGAAGAGUCUGGUUGUGCUCAAUGCAAGCAACAACAGCUUCACCGGGCAGAUACCAACUACAUUCUGUGUCAGCACACUAUCCUUUGCUGUACUUGAACUUAGUUACAACCAAUUCAGUGGAAGCAUCCCACCAGAGCUCGGCAAUUGCUCCACGCUGAAAUCUCUCCAUGCUGGCCACAACAAACUCAGUGGGACUCUUCCAGAUGAGCUCUUCAAUAUUAACUCAUUGGAGCACCUCUUCCUUCACAAUAAUCAGUAUGAAGGAUCACUCAUAGGCAUUGGCAACCUCACUAAUCUGGUCACACUUGAUCUUGGAGGGAAUGGACUAUGCGGAAAUAUCCCGGAGUCCAUAGGUGAGCUCAAGAGACUAGAAGAGCUCCAUUUGGAUGACAACAGCAUGUCCGGAGAGCUUCCAUCAACUCUGAGCAAUUGCAAAAAUCUCAUAAUUAUCGACCUUAAGAGCAACGAUUUCAGCGGAGAACUAACCAAGGUCAGUUUCUCCAAGCUUCCCAAUCUAAAAAUUUUAGAUGUUGUGUGGAACAACUUCACUGGAGCUGUUCCAGAAAGCAUCUACUCAUGCAGCAAUCUAACUGCACUGCGGCUAUCCAGCAAUAGGUUCCAUGGGCAGUUGUCAGAAAGGAUUGACAAUCUGAAGUCCCUCUCGUUCCUCUCUAUUGUUAACAACUCCAUAACAAAUAUCACAAGGGCACUUCAGAUCCUUAGAAGUUGCAGGAGCCUAACCACCUUACUAAUUGGGAAAAACUUCAUGGACGAGGCCAUGCCAGAGGAUGAUACAUUUAAUGGUUUUGAGAAUCUUCAAGUACUUUUUAUAAAUGACUGCUCAUUAUCUGGUAAAAUACCACUCUGGUUAUCAAAGCUUACAAGUUUGGAGAUGCUAGCUUUAUAUAACAAUCAACUAACAGGUACAGUACCAGACUGGAUCAACAGCCUCACCUUCCUCUUCUAUAUAGACAUAUCAAACAACAGCCUUACAGGGGAAAUUUCAACAGCCUUAACAAACAUGCCAAUGCUAGAAACAAACAAGGUUGCACCAAAGUCCUUUGAGCUGCCUAUUUAUCUGGCCCAAUCACUUGAAUAUCUUAUCCUCAGUGCUUUCCCUAAAAUGCUGAAUCUAGGUAACAAUAACUUGACUGGUGUAAUCCCUAAAGAAAUUGGUCGGUUGAAAGCACUCAUAUCACUCAAUUUGAGCUCCAACAAAUUAACUGGAACAAUCCCACAGUCGAUAUGCAACCUCACAAACUUACAGAAGGUGGACCUAUCUAGCAACCAUUUAACAGGUGCAAUUCCAACCUCGUUAAACAAUCUGCACUUUCUUUCUCAAUUCAACAUCUCUAACAAUGAUCUGGAAGGGCCUAUUCCAUUCGUCGGCCAGCUUAGCACAUUUCCAAGUUAUAGUUUUGAUGGAAACCCAAAGUUGUCUGGCCCUAUGAUUGCUCACCACUGCGAUUCAGCAGAAACAAUUCAAUCCAAAAAACAAACUGGCGAAAAGGAUGAAAAGGUCAUCUUUGUGAUUGCCUUUGGUGCAUUCUUUUGUGUAGGGGUGCUGUAUGAUCUGACAGUGAUAUCAAGGUUUCUUGGCUAA
Panicum virgatum (switchgrass) is the source of this 2103-nucleotide messenger RNA. Its product is annotated as receptor-like protein 2. Lineage: Eukaryota; Viridiplantae; Streptophyta; Magnoliopsida; Poales; Poaceae. Bases 16 to 2103 code for a protein of 695 amino acids. The transcript has a single exon. Gene Ontology annotation, molecular function: protein binding. The record is from RefSeq and is a predicted model, not a curated record.